Molecule: messenger RNA, 882 nt
Organism: Drosophila santomea
Lineage: Eukaryota; Metazoa; Arthropoda; Insecta; Diptera; Drosophilidae
Product: protein Mabiki
Exons: 1
Coding region: 90-710 (206 amino acids)
Source: RefSeq, a predicted model, not a curated record
CAUAUAAGCUAGUGCGCCAGGCCACAGGACAGCAGUCAAUCCAGAGACUUCGAGAAUAACACACUCACCAUACCAUACCACAACAUACAAUGGAGCACCAUCACAUCUAUCGCCACAAAAAGUUCGACAUGGCUCGAAAGAUCGAGAAGUGCGAUUUGCUGCUCAAGGAGGAGCUAAUCUCCCGGAGCGGCACACCCUGCACCAGUCGGAGUCCGUUCGAUGAGGCGAAUCAGUCCCUCAGUUUGGGAUACAGUGACCAGGAUGCUGACUUUCCUCCGCUGCCAAAGCGACGUCGCUUGGGAUCCUCAUCCUCCAGCGUUUCCUACCACUCCGCCAGUCCCAUCAUAACCGAGGCCAUCCAGGACAUCUUCAAGUACCACGUCAACAUGGUGCGGAAAUUCCCCAAGAAGGAGCGCUCGCCGAAGGAUCAGGAGCGCCGCAACAAGAACACCAUUGCCUGCAGGAUGAGUCGGCGGAAGAAGAAGUUCGAUGACCUGCAGAUCGAACAGCAGUACAAGGAGUGCUCCGUGGAGCACCUCAAGAUCGCCGAGCAGAGUCUGCGCGCCAGGGUCUAUCUGAAUCACCUCAAGCAGCUGGUCAAGCAGGAGGACCACCCGCUGGUCUCAGACAGGAGAGCUCCGGAGGAGAAUACAAAGAGGAACUUUAGCAUCGACUACCUGAUCGGUGGCAUUAAGCAGGAGAAUGCGUAGACACGCCUACCUCCUUUGUGGAUUGUACUAUAUAGUUAAGUAUUACUGUAAUGCUGUUAUUAUAGUAAGUGGUUAAGCUUCUUCAAGAACUUUUAGUGCUAAGAAAUGUAACAUAUAGCAUAAGGUUAAGCCUUUAAAGGUUAAGCAGGAACUUCUUAAAAAUAAAAUAACA